This is a messenger RNA of Prunus armeniaca (apricot), 324 nucleotides long. The record is from the annotation of a GenBank genome assembly. NCBI's taxonomy places the organism in Eukaryota, Viridiplantae, Streptophyta, Magnoliopsida, Rosales, Rosaceae.
AUGGCCGGUAUAUGCGGCGGAAUAUUCGAUUCUCCAGGAACCGUGAACAGCGUCGAAACCAUAAGCCUCGCUCGCUUCGCCAUCGAAGAACACAAGAAGAAGCAUAAUGGUCUGCUUGAGUUUGUGAGGGUGGUGAAUGAAAAGCGGCAAGUGGUUGCUGGGAUGAAUCACUUUUUGACUAUUGAGGCCACCGACGCGGGCAAGAAGAAGCUCUUUGAAGCCACGGUCUAUGUGAGGGCUUGGGAGAACUUCAAGGAACUGUCGGAGUUCAAGGAAGUGAAGUCCACGGAAGUGCAGGAGUUCAAGCACGUUGCUGACUCUUAG